Molecule: messenger RNA, 3628 nt
Organism: Rhincodon typus (whale shark)
Lineage: Eukaryota; Metazoa; Chordata; Chondrichthyes; Orectolobiformes; Rhincodontidae
Product: bile acid receptor
Exons: 12
Coding region: 250-1806 (518 amino acids)
Biological process (GO): negative regulation of transcription by RNA polymerase II; cell differentiation; positive regulation of transcription by RNA polymerase II
Cellular component (GO): nucleus
Molecular function (GO): zinc ion binding; nuclear receptor activity; RNA polymerase II cis-regulatory region sequence-specific DNA binding
Source: RefSeq, a predicted model, not a curated record
GUUUGCAAAGAGCCUCUGAUAAAUAGGCAAAAAAGGCCUUGCUUGCUCCAGCUGGACUUCAGUGACGCUCAGAGAUCAUUGAAUCCUCACGUAACAACUCAGCAAGCAGAGACUCCCUGUGCUUCACCAAAUACUGAUUCAGAGAAUAAGAAGAUACCAUCAUUACUGAUUUCUUACUGCUGUGUGGCAAUUACAUAUGGCCCAUUUCAAGGAAUUUGUUUUAAAACCCAAACAAUAAACAGUACAUGAAUGAAACACUGGACAGGGUCAGAGGCCAACAUGGCUGCACACAACCACUUAGCUCUCUCAGAUGGAUACUGCCUUGCAGAGCCACCCCAGCUUUAUGAAGUUUUGACAGAUCAGAUCAGCUAUCCACUUCAAGAUCCAGAUCUGCAGAUGACGUCAUACAGCCAGUAUCCCAGCAUGCAAUUCUCUCCGAUGGCAGCACCCCAGCCACAAACACACUAUUCUGCCCACAAUUACUACCCACAGUAUUCAGCUGAAGGGCUUUAUUCACCUAACUCAUAUGAACUAAAUAAGUCACAGUACCUGGACCCCAAUGAUGUUGAUACAGGAAUACCUGUGAUGAAGAGACCUAGACUCAACCAUUCAUCUUUGCGAAUAAAGGGUGAGGAGGAGCUCUGUGUGGUGUGUGGGGACAAAGCCUCUGGCUAUCACUAUAACGCACUAACCUGUGAAGGUUGCAAAGGAUUCUUCCGCAGGAGCAUCACCAAGAAUGCUGUGUAUAAAUGUAAGACUGGUGGGAAUUGUGAAAUGGAUAUGUACAUGAGGAGGAAAUGUCAGGAAUGUCGACUGAAGAAGUGUAAGGCAGUGGGAAUGCUGGCAGAAUGUUUGCUGACAGAAAUCCAGUGUAAAUCUAAACGAUUGCGGAAAAACACAAAGCAAGUCAUGGACCUAUUGUGUAACAUAAAGAUGGAAGAAGAAGGGGUUGACAGUAAACAGGUUUCAUCCACAACCAAGGCUGGGAAGAUACAGGAGAGAGUUGAGUUCACACCUGAACAACAACAACUUCUUGAUUAUAUUGUGGAAGCUCAUCACAAGUAUCGAAUACCCCAAGAAGCAGCAAGAAAGUUUUUGCUGGAACUUUCAAAUCCUGUGGAGAAUCUUCUCCGACUGACAGAGAAUGCCACAAUGCAUGUUGAAGUAUUAGUGGAGUUUACCAAACGAUUGCCAGGAUUCCAGACAUUAGACCAUGAAGACCAGAUUGCAUUGCUAAAAGGCUCUACCGUGGAAGUAAUGUUCCUUCGGUCUGCACAAUUGUAUAACCAGCGCUUCACACAGAGUAGUCACCAAUUUGUCCAAGACACUGAUCACUAUUCCACAUUCUCUGGGUGCUGUCAUAACCAGUGUUUUGAAGAGCAUGUUCCAACCGUUACGAUGGAGCAGUCCCAUCUGGAUGAAAUUUCAAUUAUUGUUCCAAAUUGUGCAUUAGGUACAGCUGAAGAAUUUAUAACACCAAUGUUCGACUUCUACAGAAGUAUGGGAGAACUGAAUGUGACAGAUAUUGAAUAUGCCUUACUUUCUGCAACCACAAUUCUUUUUUCAGAUCGACCCUAUAUAAAGGAUAAAAUACAUGUAGAAAAGUUGCAGGAGCCUCUUUUGGAGGUUUUGUACAAGUACUCCAAGAUCCAUCAUCCAGAAAGUCCACAGCGCUUUGCUCGGUUGUUGGGUCGCCUUACUCAACUUAGAACCCUUAACCACAACCAUUCAGAGGUACUGAUGUCAUGGAAAACAAAGGAUCAGAAACUCACACCCUUGCUGUGUGAAAUUUGGGAUGUACAGUGACGAUUAUCAUAGGAUCUGAUAGAUAUUUUUGGAUUGGUCAGCUCAACUGCAAGCCAGGCCUUUUUUCACACAGUACAAAAGCACAGAAAGUGAUUUACGUAAGAUCGACUAUAAUAUUCAUCAGUCUGCAGCUACCAAGUGAGAAUAUGUCACAGGCAAAUCAAUUGUCAUGGUAGUCAUUACAGUAACUGAGACUUUUGUUUUUAUUAUCUUUUGUUUAUUAUUUGAUCAACAGCUCUUAUUCAGUUUCUCACAGGCCACUUGGUCAUUAUAUUUUUAUUUUAUAAAGUACUUGUUCUCAAUCAAUGCUAGACUGACCUAACAGUAAGUAAGUCAUUUUGUAAUUCACAUUCCUGAAACAAGACCAGGCUCAAAUUUUCAUCCUGAGUUGGGUGCUCUAAGUUCAGAAUCUUCCUGACUUUGUGAACGUAACUUGGGAGAAAUUACACUGCACUGCCAGAAGCUAGCUCAGGGAGGGAGCUUGUGUACUGGAGUUGGGUCUUCCCACCCCUUCAAACAGUGUGGUGGAAGUCACAGGCCUUCUUAGUGCUGAAGCAGGUUCUUUGAAUAAUCUGACUUAUUGCUGCUCCAGGUUUAGUAAAGUCAAUAAGGCUCUCUAUCUCUCAUCAGUUACACAUGCCCUGUGCCCCAUCAAACUAAUUUAUGUCACCUCAAGCACAUCCCAUGACCCUUACUCCCUCAAGGGCACCCAGUGCCUCUCUACAGAGCCGUCAUAUCCCUUAUAGUCCCUAUGUCAACUGAGUGCCAACACAUGUCUCCUCACCCACAAUCCUUCAUUGUUCAUCCUUAGAAUAUCCAUGUCAACUCACUCAGUAUCCAUCAUUGGCAGAGCUCAGAAACUAUACUGAAAUUAAAUAAAUAAUGCAUUAAGUAUCUAUAGAGACUUCACUGUAUUAAAAUUGUCAAUAAUCAUUGCUAAAACACCAUCCAAUACAUUUAAAUCUCUUCAAGUACUCAAUCCCUUAUAGUAACAUUUAUAGUCAUAGCCCCACAUCAAAGACAGUGAAUGCCUGUACGACCACAUAGAGCUGUCACUCAAGAUGUGAACCUUCAUGCUCCAUAUUGUGAUAAUGGCAGGUUGUAGAGGUCGUCAAGCUGUACUAAUAUUAUAAUGAUAACCCACAGCCUUUUGUCAACAAAUUGCAAUUGAUAUUGAAACAGCCAAUUUUUCUUAACUUAGAGUCACAGCAGGCUUUUUUUUCCAAGUUUUAUACAGCAGGAGAUUUAAAUAAAUUGACAAAUUAUCAGUUUCAAAGACCCUUUUCCACUUUUUACACAUAUUCACAUCUAUUUUUAAUAAUCGUUAGUCACAGAUUCUGUGCUAUAAAUUCCUCUCCAGUGAAAAUGGGGCCUCUGUGAACUCAGCACUGAAUUCAAAUAACAAUGCUGGAUUUGUGUUUCCCAUAUGUGUAAAUCACGUCCUGACCCUUUUGCUCUGGCAAAAAUAACAUCUGUCAGAAAUAGGGGCUUGACUUUCUUUUUGGCCAAGGGAUGAAGUUUCCAUGAAAAUUCAGGCCCAGGAUUUUGCUGGGGAAAUUUCAGCUGAAAACCAGCUGGAAAAGCAACUUUUUAAAAUUUAUUUUAUUCAAAUGUACCAAAUUCCCAAAAUAUCCGUUUUUAAUUUUGACAUGAAUUUACAGAAAAUACUACAAAGUGUCGGAGUGAAUAUAUGAGAUUACAAAAUCACCAAACUGCAUUUCAAAUUGUUUCAAUUAUCUGUGAAUGUUUGCAGAAGAGAAAGCAAAACAUCUUGAAAUGUUAGCAAUUAAGAACAUUCAAUAAAAUGUCAUGUUUAACAAUA